CCCUGGCUGGACCUCUGCUCCCUGGGGAAUGGCUAUAGUUAGCUGCGGCCCAGCAGCCACAGAUGGUAUUUUCAUCUCGGGCUCAGCGAAGUCUGUUCCAGCAGGUGUGAGAUUGGGUUGGAGGGGCUUCCUGGCCGGUCCGAGCCUCCCCACCGUCUGCACAGAGGACGUAACCCCACCACAGCUGCACCGUCACUCAGGUCCCCACUGAAGCUCCACAGCCACGGAUCCCCAGGGCGACUGGAGACCUGGUGUCGCCCUCCUGGGGACAUGCAGGGAGGAGCUGGGCUGCAGGGGUGUGUGCUGUCUCCCCCCACCCCCCCCCCUGUACCGCCUCAGCCUGUCCAGUGGGCAUUCUGGGUCUUUCCUUUUGCCUGUGACCUGUGAGCCUCAGUUUCCACUUUUGUCAAGUGUGACUAGAUCCUUUGACUCCUGGAGACCUCACAGACCCUAUCUCCCAAGCCGUGGGGCCCCGCUGGCGGGGUGGGGACAGCUGGAGCAGCCCAGCGGGAGGCUUUUGCAGGCCGGUGUUUGUGGGGGAGACGCAGCCUGGCUGUUGGAACGGUCCAGAUGCAGGGCCUGGGGAAUGUCAGCGCAUGGGGUCAUGCGGGGGACCUGGGGGCUGGAGCUGGGCUGCAGCGCGGCGCCCGAGCCCCGUGCCUUGCGUGGAGCCUCGGUUUCCCCUACCUGGCAAGGGUUUGUCGUCGCUGGCCCGAUCUCGGUAGCGUCCUCACUGAGAGCGGAUCGGAAUCACCGUGGGCUGCCCCCACCUCAGGGACUCCUCUCCCUGUGGGGGACAUCCAUCCUUCCCCGACUCCCACAUGCCUUUUUGUUUGGUUAGUUUUGGUUUUUUGAGACAGGGUUUUUCUCUAUAGUUUUGGAGCCUCUCUGGAUCUCGCUCUGUAGACCAGGCUGGCCUCGAACUCACAGAGAUCCGCCUGGCUCUGCCUCCCGAGUGCUGGGACUAAAGGCGUGCGCCACCACCGCCCAGCCCACAUGCCUCUUCUUGAGGGCACUUUGAAGUCGGGGUGUCCUUGGAUUCCGCAGGUGCCCCAGAGAUGGAAUGGCAGGUGUGACCGAGGCAGUUCUCAGCCCAGACACCGGCACCAACCCUUAACCAGGGCUCGGGGCAAACAUCUAUCUUUCCAGCACUUGGGAGGCUGAAGCAGGAGGAUUACCAUGAGUUUGCAGUCAGCCUGGGCUACCUGAGGCCGUCUUAAAAGUAAAUCAGCAAAUAAAUAUAUAAUUAGAAAUAGAGUUAGAGAACAGAGCGGUAGGUGUGCGGUGCCUCAGUUUCCCCCAGGCGCCAGGGCGGGAGAAGCCUAGCGAUGGGCGGAGCCUGGCCCUCCUCUCCGACCUCGGCUCCGCCCCGGGGCGUCUAAAAGGCCCCGAUUCGCGAUCCGGCCUCAGCCCAGCCAUGCAGGGCCCCGCGGCGCCCGGCUCCCCUCGGGGGUCCCCGCGCGGCUCCCCCGCGCUCUUCAGGAAGCGGCUGGUGAACAGCCUCCGCCUGCAGCGCCGCUUCACCGUGGCCCAUCCGCUUUGCUUUGACCUGGAGAAUGGGUUCGCCGGCGGCAGGGGCCCCCUGGACCCGCAGUCCGGCCGCGCCCUGCAUCCCCCGGGCCCGCACGGCCAGCGGCGCGAGUCCUUCCUGUACCGCUCGCACAGCGACCACGAGCCGUCGCCCGUGUCCCGGACCUCCUCGGUGGCCAGCGAACUACAUGGAGAAGACCUGAUCGUCACGCCCUUCGCCCAGGUCCUGGCCAGCCUCAGGGCCGUCCGCGGCAGCGUGGCCGCCCUCGCCCACGGCAGCGCCCAGCCGGCCCGCCCGCACAGGUACGCGCCCCUGCCCGCCCCCCGCCGGCCCCCCCCUGACCCGCCCCCCUGCAGAGGUCACGGGGCGCAGCAGCUGGCGCAGGAGACACUGGAGGAGCUGGAGACUCUGCACGCUCGGCGCUCGGCGGGCGAGAUGGCGUCCAACAAGUUCAAGCGCAUGCUCAACCGCGAGCUGACCCAUCUGUCGGAAACGGGCCGCUCGGGGAACCAGGUGUCCGAGGACAUCGCGCAGACCUUCCUGGACCAGCCGGCCGAGGUGGAGCUGCCCCCGCCGCCCACGGAGGAGCACCCCGCGUCCCGGGCCAGCGCCGCCCCCGCCAGCCUGCCCGCCGGCGCCGUGCCCCGCUUCGGGGUCCACACAGACCAGGAGGGGCAGCUGGCCAAGGACAAGUGGGGCCUGGACGUGUUCCGAGUGGCCGCGCUGAGCGGGAGCCGGCCGCUCACAGCCGUGGUCUUCAGCGUCCUCCAGGAGCGCGCCCUGCUCCAGACGUUCCGGAUCCCCGCGGACGCGCUGCGGGCGUACCUGCUGACGCUGGAGGGUCACUACCGCGCCGACGUGGCGUACCACAACAGUGUGCACGCCGCGGACGUGGUGCAGUCUGCGCAUGUGCUGCUGGGCGCCCCCGCCCUGCAGGCCGUGUUCACAGACCUGGAAGUCUUGGCCGCUGUCUUUGCGUGCGCUAUCCACGACGUGGACCACCCGGGGGUCUCCAAUCAGUUUCUCAUCAACACCCACUCGGAGCUGGCGCUGAUGUACAAUGACCUGUCGGUGUUGGAGAACCAUCACCUCGCGGUGGGCUUCAAGCUCCUGCAGGCAGAAAACUGCGACUUCCUCCGGAACCUCAGCGCCAAGCAGAGACUGAGUCUGCGCAGGAUGGUCAUCGACAUGGUGCUGGCCACAGACAUGUCUAAACACAUGAGCCUCCUGGCCGAUCUCAAGACCAUGGUGGAGACGAAGAGGGUGACCAGCCUCGGGGUCCUGCUGCUCGACAAUUACUCUGACCGCAUCCAGGUCCUACAGAGCCUGGUGCACUGCGCUGACCUCAGCAACCCCACCAAGCCGCUGCCGCUCUACACCCGCCAGUGGACCGACCGCGUCAUGGCCGAGUUCUUCCAGCAGGGUGACCGCGAGCGGGCGCUGGGCCUGGAUAUCAGCCCCAUGUGUGACAAGCACACGGCCUCGGUGGAGAAAUCCCAGGUGGGAUUCAUUGACUACAUCGCCCACCCACUGUGGGAAACGUGGGCCGACCUGGUGCACCCCGACGCUCAGGAGCUGCUGGAUACCUUGGAAGACAACCGGGAGUGGUAUCGGAGCAGAAUACCCUGCAGCCCCACCCACACCGCGGCCCGCGAGCGCCCAGGCCCUGGCAGCUUCCAGUUCGACCUAACCCUGGAGGAGGCAGAGGAGAAGGAGGAGGACGGACAAUGAAGGACAGGCUGGGCACUGGACAUCCGGUCCUCAGAGUCACCCGGCGCCUGUCCGCCAGCACCAGCCCAGAGUGCAAGGGCUGCCUUACCCAACGACAAGAUUUUGGGCCAGCCUCGCAUGGACCGUGAAGUCACCGUCAGGCUCUGGGCACCUGGGCGCUGGUGACGCCUGGAGAUUCCCGUGGUACCAGCUUCCCUUCCCACCCGUCAAGGUGGGCAGCCGAGGUUUACGCGUAGACAAGGCUUGGGAGCCUUGGAAGCCUGCGGCCGGGGUCCGCUCUGACCACAGCUUGGCUGGAAAGGCGGCUCCGCUCCUGCCCGCUCCCGGGCUGGGGCUCUCCGCCUUUCCUUCGUUCGUUCGGAUUCUUUUCGAUGGAAGAUGGAAGCCCGGUUCCCACGCCCUGUGAGCAGAGAUGUCCUGCCUUCAACCGUCCAGCCACAGACCUUUGCUGAGUCCCCAGGGAGAAUCCCUUUUGUAAAUAGAGGCAGGGACCCCCCCCCAGGUCUAGUGUCUCCUGACACCAGAGGCUGCAGGUGACCCUCCUAGAAGGCCCCACACGCCUCUGUCUCCCUGCCACCUGCUCACACGUUCACUAAACACGGCUGGCGGGACCCAUGCAGAGUCUCCCUGUAGUAACCUGGAGAUGCAGUGCCAGUCAGUCCUGCAGUACGGCUUCAUGGAUGAGAUCAAACCAGUGUGUCGGGCCUCAGCAAACUCAGCUGUGGGCCCCCAGACUCAGGAGGAGGAGGGGGUGAGGGGCUAUGCAGGCACCAGAGAGGCUGGGGCGUGGCUCAGGGGUGGAGCCCCCGCCUAGAAUCCCCCAGUGAGGGGCUGGGGGUGUGGCUCAGGGGUGGAGCCCCGCCUAGAAUCCCCAGUGAGGGGGCUGGGGGCGUGGCUCAGGGGUGGAGCCCCCGCCUAGAAUCCCCCAGUGAGGGGCUGGGGGCGUGGCUCAGGGGUGGAGCCCUUGUCUAGAAUCCCCAGUGAGGGGCUGGGGGCGUGGCUCAGGGUGGAGCCCCGCCUAGAAUCCCCAGUGAGGGGCUGGGGGCGUGGUCAGGGUGGAGCCCCGCCUAGAAUCCCCAGUGAGGGGCUGGGGGCGUGGCUCAGGGGUGGAGCCCUGCCUAGAAUCCCCAGUGAGGGGCUGGGGGCGUGGCUCAGGGGUGGAGCUCCGCCUAGAAUCCCCCAGUGAGGGGCUGGGGGCGUGGCUCAGGGGUGGAGCCCCGCCUAGAAUCCCCAGUGAGGGGCUGGGGGCGUGGUCAGGGUGGAGCCCCGCCUAGAAUCCCCCAGUGAGGGGCUGGGGGCGUGGCUCAGGGGUGGAGCCCCGCCUAGAAUCCCCAGUGAGGGGCUGGGGGCGUGGCUCAGGGUGGAGCCCUGCCUAGAAUCCCCCAGUGAAGGGCUGGGGGCGUGGUCAGGGUGGAGCCCCGCCUAGAAUCCCCAGUGAGGGGCUGGGGGCGUGGCUCAGGGUGGAGCCCUGCCUAGAAUCCCCCAGUGAAGGGCUGGGGGCGUGGUCAGGGUGGAGCCCCGCCUAGAAUCCCCAGUGAGGGGCUGGGGGCGUGGUCAGGGUGGAGCCCCGCCUAGGAUCCUCAGUGAGGGGCUGGGGGCGUGGCUCAGGGGUGGAGCCCUGCCUAGAAUCCCCCAGUGAGAGGCUGGGGGCGUGGCUCAGGGGUGGAGCCCCGCCUAGAAUCCCCAGUGAGGGGCUGGGGGCGUGGCUCAGGGGUGGAGCCCCGCCUAGAAUCCCCAGUGAGGGGCUGGGGGCGUGGCUCAGGGGUGGAGCCCCGCCUAGAAUCCCCAGUGUGGGGCUGGGGGGCGUGGCUCAGGGGUGGAGCUUUAGCAUGUGGGAAGUCCUUAAUUCCUUUUCCAGCACUGCAAAAAUAGAAUAGACCUUGUCAGGCCCAUCAUUCACUUGUGGGGAAACUGUGGCACAAGCCGUCCCUCGUGCCUUCUGAAAACUUCCACGCAGACAGUGGGCCCUGGGUUCUGGUGACCUCUGAUACCAGAUGACUGAUCCCCUGUCCAUCAUUAUCUUCUGGCUUUUUGAGACAAGUUCUGUUGCCUGUCACUGUGCAGCAGAGGGUCACACAGGACUGAUUUCCUCGCCCCCACCUCCCAAGUGCUUGGCUGUGGUGACAGGCACGCGUCAUAAGGCCUUUCCCCUCCCCUUUCCUGUUCCCUCUGGGUCUGUAACUCAGCAGAGCAGCGCAGGGUGGCAGGCGACUUCCUCUUUAAAUAUUAUGGUUCCAGAUAUUUGUUCCCGGGAGGCACAAAAGCCGUCUGGGGUCACGCAUGGAAUGUUCCUUCUUCCUUCCAGAUGUUUUAGGGACAACCUUAGAGAUUUCCUGUUAAAAAAAGUAAUAUGUGCUCACUGCGGGAGAAUUUGGAAGUCACACAAAAGUAUAAAGAAAAUAAACUACUGGGCCAGCAAGAUGGCUCAGCAAGCCAA
Peromyscus californicus insignis is the source of this 5699-nucleotide messenger RNA. It is a transcript of the gene Pde4c, whose product is annotated as phosphodiesterase 4C. NCBI's taxonomy places the organism in Eukaryota, Metazoa, Chordata, Mammalia, Rodentia, Cricetidae. Gene Ontology annotation, molecular function: 3',5'-cyclic-AMP phosphodiesterase activity. Gene Ontology annotation, cellular component: perinuclear region of cytoplasm; cytosol; nucleus. The record is from RefSeq and is a predicted model, not a curated record. Gene Ontology annotation, biological process: signal transduction.